AUGGCGGACCGACAAGGUUCUGAUUCAUCGCAAAAACAUACGCCUUUGCACGGGAUAUCUCUCGCCAACCUUGGUGGGAAUUUGAACUUUGGACCUACUCUUGUGCCAGCUUCCGAUUCUUCCCCAAUUUUGUUGAGAAAUCAAACAACUGCAACACCGACCACCAGUAGAGGUAAUGUGUUUCGGUAUAAGGGUUUUAAACUUUAAGAUUCAAUUUUUCGUUGAUUCAGAUCUAAGUUCAUCGACCUUGCUUUGAAAACAAAAUUGAUCAGAUUGAUGUGUGCAAUUAGAGAUAAUUCUUAUGCUCCACGUGUGUAAUGGCUUGGAAUAUAUUUUCGUGCUCAUGCAAACGGAUGGGAGAUUUUCAGCUUUUAUUAUUCUGUAAUAUGUUGUUGUUUCAUAUGGGAACGAUUACUGAUAGCGUCGCACUUAUUUAUGACGUUUUGAUUUAGACAAGUCUCAUGAAACUAAUUUAAAAUCAUGAUUAUGGUCUAUUUUUUUUUUGGGAUGCUGUAACCCUGCAUCAAUUAUUUCACGGAGGAUUGGUGCCUCUUCUUUUCUUUUGUGGCAGUAGAAGGGGUACAUUUACUUCCUCAGUUGCCCUGAGUGGGGACAUUACUGAAGAGAGUAUUAGUUCCAGGGUCUUUAGUCUUAGACUGAGUAAAAAAUUUUACCAUUUAUUUUUGUCACCUGCUAAAUGAUAAUGACUAUAGAGUUGAUGCAUAUUUUGCAACUUCUCUGGGUCAUGGUGGUCAGUUAAUUUCAAUAGUACCUUUUGUUGUGGUUCUUGUUUUAAGAACAGGAGGUGUAGAUUAUAAGACACACACUGUUUUAUUCAGAUGCAAGAAGAACAUUAAACUAAAACACAUCACACGUGAAUAAUGAUCAAUGCCUAUAUUUUAUAUGUGGUGGCCUUGGUACUAAUAUGAUGACCACGGGCUGGAAAUGGAGGCUAGCCAAUAUCAUGACACCUUUUACAAAAAUUAUUUUCCCCAGCUGUAAGAAACUUAGAUGCAAGAAAGGAUAUGUUUCCUUAUUAAUGUUUUGUUAAGUGUGUCAGUAGCUGGCUUAUAACACCUGGUUUGCCAUCAAGUUGCAUUAGCUGCUCUUAAUUUUGGACCCUAUUGUGUCUUGUGGCAGAUGCUUUGAGGAAAUGAGAUGGUUUCAUUAAAUACAGUAUGAGGGUUUUUUAUUUCAGUGGCAGCACUCUACUUAAGUCUUUGCCCAAAGUCUUUCCUUGAAAUACUAGCUCUCAUUGCACCAUCUAUUAUGAGAAGAGCAACCAGAGCCAAGAAAAAUAAAUGAAGAAUUAUUAUUUGACUCCUGGUAUCCUAGGCCUAUUAUUAGUACAUAUAUGCCUAAUUGUAAUAAACUUGCAGUAGAAAGCUAGUAUUUUUCUUAUGCAUAAUAUUGGUAAAUUCAAUCACUUCAAAACUAGGAUAAUUUUUUGGUAUGGCCAGGCAAUUCUUGAAACAUACAGAAUACUCUUAUGAGGUGUGCACAAAGAUUUCUUUGGGAAUUUGUUAAAUACUUCUGACCAUUAGGUUGAGUCAAGUGUGGUAAAUACAGAGAUCUUCCAGUGUGAUUUGGUUGGAUAUUUCAUUAAUUAGAACACCAAAAGAGGUUUUUAGAAAUGCUUGACAUUUCUAAACAAGAGUUUGAUAUUCUGGAAAAGUUCAAUGAACCCUUUUGGUUGAAAUUUGGAAACAUAGCCACAGCAUAUUUUUAUAUGCUAAUUAAUUGUAUUUAGCUUUUUUCUUUUCUUCUGUUUUUUUCUUCACUUUUUUAUUUCUAUGAUAGGGUUAUUGCAAUUAGAUUUAUGUGUAGAAUGAUGUUAUCCAUUCAUUUGUAGUGUCCUUUCUUUUGCCUUUCACCUAUAGCUACACCAGCCCUGGAGCAUGUUGGUGAAGAGGACAGUUUUCUUGGACAGCAGCCAUCAACACAACAGCAGGCUCCAACACCUUUUCAGUCUGCAGCAUCACAAGUAAAGACCCAAACAUCACCAUUCUUUACUAUGGCAUCUUCUUUCUCAUCUGGUCAUGAUGACUUCCUAUCACCACAAACAUCUACUCAAGGUACAGCUGGUACUUUUUCCAGUCCUCAACUUCCUGUCAGCAAAUCUCCAUACCAGGCUUCACCAGCCAAGGGACCUGGGUCUCAGACUCCUCCAAAAGCAGUAUCUACUCUUCCUCAGUCUUCACCUCCAGUGACAGCCAGUUGGGUCCAGUCUCCAUCUCUACCACCAGCCAAUAAUUUGCCUCAAACUCCCCCUGUUCCUUUUAGCAGUUUACCCCAAUCCCAAUCAUCUACUGCUUGGCCCCAGACUCCACCAACUCCACCAAGUCUGUACCAGUCCUCUUCCUCAUCUUCUGUGCCUCGCCCCUCACCUCAAAUUCCAUAUCAAUACAGCAGCUCUGUGUCUCCUCCUCAAGUACAAGGCGGAAUUACCCCUGUUACACCACCUGCAACAGUUGAACCUGUCAAACCUCAUUGGUUUUAUCAGAAAGGAAAUUCUGCAUGGAAACCUUUCUCAUACAUAGAUUCUGAAAACUUAGAGCAGGCAUUGAAAACUUCUUCAGCUGGUGGUGACCGAAUUGUAGCUACUGAUGGUGGUCGAUAUGAUGUGAACCUUGACAAAAGGCUGCGAUACCCUCUCUACUGGGAGGAGGACGUGUCUGUUGUAAGAAGGUGCACUUGGUUCCACAAAGGAGAUGGAGAGUCUAAACUUGUGCCUUAUAAAGAGGAUAUGGCAGCUAGGCUUGAGGUAUUGUGUUUGUCCAAAUAUAUAUAAGUAGCAUAUAGAUGCUUCAUCUCACUUUAAUGUAAGGCAGGUCUAUCAAUUUGUUCUCACGUAAGUUAGGUAUUAUUGCCGAACUUAUUUUGAACUCAACCCAAGUAAGCUUAAAGAUUGUUACAUGGCAUUUAAAGGGCUCUUUGUCACCCCACUUUCUAAUCAUCACUUCUUGAAAUCUUUGUAGAUACAGCAAUUGUGAAUACUCUUGAAAAACUAUGAGUGCCCUCAUGGGGCAUAAGACAUUUAAUUUGAUAAUAAUUUGUCCCUUCCUCUGUUUGAAAACAUCAAACAACAGGAAAUAUGGCAUUUAAUUUUCUCUUCAGGAUACUUUUUUCAUCUAAUCUAGCAUUCAAAAGUAAGGUGCUUAUACAUGCAAAAUAUCUCUAGAGACCUAGUCCAGAGUGCACCUUUAAUUUUGUUACUUUUUUUCAGGCUGAGUUUCUCCUGGGAUUUCGUGAGGCCAAAUGGCCAUGUAGAGUGGAACUAUCAGAUGGAGAGCAUGUUGUGAUGCAUAAUGCAAAUGUUAUGGUACAUUUUGUACCAAACAAUGAGUCCCAGAACUGGAGUGGUGAGGACACUGUGGCCAGGCCUAAAGUGGUUAGACGAGGGGUGGUAGAUAUUGAGGAUGAAAUCAAUGAUGGUAUGUAAGUGGGUUUAUUGUGUAGAUCCUACCUAAGGGAUGGUUGACUCAAAGUUCUUCUUUAAAGCUGACCAAUAAAAGAGUUAUGUAUACAGGAAUUGUAGUUUUGAUGACCAAUUUUAGCUUUGCAGUUUCCAUUUCUGGAACAGAAAGCCUGCCUUUGCUACAUUUCUUAGAACUAAUGUAAAGGUUUAAUUGAGUAUUUAGAAAUAUGUGCACCUUUGAAACUUGUAAUGAGAUUUGCCCCCACAUAAUUUUAUGUAUGUCUAUGAUGUCAUGAAUAUCAUUCGUAUGUAAUGUAAAGUAUCAUUAUAGAAACAUCACAUAUUUGCUAUACCUUCCUUUCAGGUGAACCUGCUCAAAUUGACCAUCUGGUAUUUGUUGUCCAUGGCAUUGGGCCAAUUGCUGAUCUGAACUUUAGAAAUAUUAUUGAAUGUGGUGAGUACAGUAAAGCAAAACAUGUCCAUUUAUAUCAAGAGCACAACACUACAUUUUCCUAAAAAAUCUGUGUAAAAGCUUGGAUAUUUUAAGUUUUAAACUCCCUUACAUGUACAUUCUUAACAUUUGAAUUGUGUGCAAUAAUCAUUGGUACCAAGAUAGGGUUAAUUUUAUCCAUUGCUGUAUGGGCAGUGAGUCUUCAUGCCAAGUGUUUUAUCAGCUGCACCUCUUGCUCUAGAAGUGUCAUCAUAAAAUUCUUGUCUUUUGGCUUUACUGAUGAAGCAUGGCUUUUAAUUUUUCUACACAAAUAAACAGUUUUUUAAUGAGUGAAAGCAUCCCCAAAUCUUGAUGGAAUUACUAAAACUGUUUUACUUCAACACCUGAAAGGUAACUUUUAGCAGGGUUUUUAAUAACUUUUUGCAGCUGCAGAUGGUAUAACAGGCAGUUGCGCCAUAAGGCAAAACCCAAAAAUGAGAGCAUGCUUGCAGGGUAAACAGAUGUUGGUGAGAUCUUACAGGAGGCUUUCCAGUAACUGGCCUUUAUGGAAACCACUGCAUUUAAGAUGUUGCUGUUGACACUAAUGAGGCCUACUUACUUUAAACCCUUCUUUCUGGCAAUCUUAGUUGAUGAUCUGCGAAAAGUCAGCCUUCAAAUGCUCUUUGAUCAUCAUGAGGAGUUGUCCGGAGGUCAUGCCAUUGGAAGGGUGGAGUUUCUUCCUGUUCAGUGGCACUCAAAACUUCACAAUGACUCUACUGGUGUAGAUGAGUAAGUUCACUUACCCUACGAUUGGGAAUAUUGAAUAUUUAAUCAGCAAGAUGCCAAAAAAAAACAAAAUUAGCAAAACUUAACAUGGCAAAUUUUAAACUACAGUAUUUAUGAAUGCAUGUCACACAAUCUCACCCGACAGUUUUUUUACUUAUUCUAUUCUGUGUAAAAAUUUUGUUCGUUAGAAUAAAUACAGUAGAGUAACGAGAGAGCUUUCCAAUAUUUUGCUCAAUUAAGUUUUUUUUCUUACAUAUUUAUUUGAUGAUUCUAAAACUGUCUCAAUUGUUUCACAUCUGCAGAAGACUUCAGUCCAUAUCCUUAGGCAGCAUACGUCGCUUAAGAGAGUUUACAAACUCAACCCUUGUUGACAUCCUUUUUUACACAAGCCCAACAUAUUGUCAAGUAAGUUUCUUUUACAAUAUUUCCAGUGAAAAUAUCUCACAGUUGAAUGAAAGAUAUACAGUUGUAUGUGUGAGUAACUGUAAAAAACUGACAUGAUAGACAUGACAUUAAAUGAUACAAAGUUAUGUAAGUGAAAUAAGGUAUCUUUUAUUCCAUAAAUUUAUGUUGGGAAUUUGAGUUGAAAAAAAUGAUUAAAUGUGCCAUGUUCUAUAUUUGCCUUGGUGUGGUAAAGUUUGACAGACUGAUGUGAUAACUUGGCAGAAUGCUAGAUGGUGACCUGUGUGGGAGAUUAGCAAGACUUCCUGCAAGUUCUGAACUGAGUGAAACAAGAUUUCACUUAGUAUGGCCCUUUUUUAUCACUUUCUUUUGUACAGAACAUAGUCAACACAGUGGGUGAUGACAUCAAGCGAUUAUUGGAAAUCUUCAAGAAAAGGAAUCCAAUGUUUAAUGGGAAAUAUUCAGUCUGUGGACACAGCUUAGGUAAGGAUUGAGCAAAAUAUCAUCAGUGCAAUAGAUUAUGACUGAUCCUCUCUGUCAAGUUGGCAGAAAAGUAGAAAUUAUACAAAGUAAGCUGUAUAUUGAUUUCCUUGCAGGUUCAAGUAUUCUAUUUGAUAUUCUUCAACAUCAGGUAAGUGAGUUUGUUUGGUAUCUGGUUCAUUGGCUGUCAAAAUUUGUCACUAGCCUUUAGUCAGUACUCAAGACUACUGGUCCACCCAGUCGGAUCUUAUCCUGGUUUUCAUGCAGCAUGAAGCAACUAGGAAUAUUACAAAUCCCCCUGGAUGGGAUUCUGGUCCAUUGCAAGGUUUUCCCCAGCAUUUCAUCAAGGAUCUUCCUCCUGCCCGGAACACAACACAUUGACCAGGCCAGGUCUCAAACCUAGACCUCUUGAACGGGAGUCCAGCGUACUGAACAUCAGGCCCAGCGUCUCCCGUCUUUACUGGCCCUAGCACACGAGAAUUGAUUUGUUUGAACCGUUUCUGAACAGCUCUUUAGGAAGUCUUUGUUAUUUGCGAUAUGAAGUUACAACAUCAGUCCAUUUUUCUUACUUUAGAAAGACAAGCAAAAGCAAAUCCCCUUAGCAAAGCAACCUUUGAUUGAAGAAGCAAGGUAAGCAUUUUGUAUUUUUCCCAUGUAAGUUCGUAAUACCUGUGCUGAAGAUAAAGAUCAGCCGGUAACAAUAUCAUUUGAUGAGGUCAUUCUGGCAUUUUUUUCUUUUGUCAAAUUUGGAUGAAAUAUUCUUUUAAUUUUUUUUUUUCAGCGAAAUUCUCAGCACAGAUGGCCUCGCAGCCAACAGUAACGACCAAGGACAAGAUUCAGAUGAGGAUUCAGAUGAGGAAGCUGAGUCGUACCCAGCCCUUAGAGAUGCGCUAGCACAGCUUGGUAUACCUGAAUACGUCGACUUGUUUGAGUCGGAAGAGAUGGACAUGGAGACAUUUGUAAGUUGAUCAACCAAUGAAAUACUUGUCUUGUACAACCAAUGAAAUACAUAUAUGUUUGCCUGAAAUGAUAGUCGAUUCAACCUUACCUUGUCUUUGGAGUGCUUUUUAACUGAGUGUCAUAAAACUUGAACCAAAGUUAUUUAAACGGCCAAUGAGAAGAAAGGAAAAUACCCCGAAGAGCCAAUGAGAGAACUCAAGAUAAAAACAACUAAACUACCUAAAGCGCAGAAAAUGCGGGCGAACAAAUCUUGAUUGGUGUUAGUUUUGCAUCUGAUUGGUUGAGAGAGUGGCGCGAGUUUUUUGGACCAAUCACAGAGCAAACUUAAGCAAAACCAAUUACUUUUGACACUCAAUCGAAAAUUUCUCUAAAGUAUAGGGAAUAUCAAAUAAUGGUUCAUUUCUCGGUAUGUUAGUAUGUCUCAAAAGAUUAAUUCUCCGCUUCUCUUAGAUGUUAAUGCAGUAUUUUCUCUUUUCUGCUGCACUCUUUGUAUUUGUUUUAACCGCCUUUUUUACGUGUAUGGUCUCUGACUGACUCUAACAUUUCGACAUCAUGUCCGGUAAAGAACGACGUCACUUUAUCCCUUAGGCCCUUUGAGUGACCAGCAUCUAAUUUCUCCAUAGAUUGUAUCAGCACCUCAGGAAAUGUCCAGAGAACAGUAUGGAGAAUUUUCAUACUGGUGUUAGAGUGUAAAUGGUUAACAUUACUGGUUUUUAUUGGCUCAUUUUUGGUUGAUUUUCCGCAGUUGCUGUGUGGGGAGGAAGACAUCAAGGAAAUGGGAAUACCUAUGGGACCUAGAAAGAAAUUAAUAGGCUACCUGAAUAGUCAAAAAUCAAUUAUGGUGAGUUUUUACUUUACAAUGAUAACGGUUCUCGGUCAGCUAUAUGCAGCUAUCGUUGUUUGAUUUUUGAUUGCUAUGAAAGCAAAAUGUGUAUCGAAUCACAAGACCAGGAAAACGCGGAAAGAAUCGCAUGAUUAGUUUGGAUUGGAAUUCUGAUUGUUUGGGAAGGCAACAUCUUCUCGGAUGCAGAUGAAAAAGAUUUAACUGAAUCAAAGCAAAGUCAUGUCGAUGCAUUCGCUGUGACGAAGGGCUGACGUUCGAAACGUCUGCUUUGAAACCCUUUACGGUGGCCAAUUUACGUUAUCAACUCAUUUGUGAUACCAAAUUACCCUGCUAUACUCUUCCACCGACGCAGCACCACAGUUUUUUUAUAAACUUACCCGGCCUUUAUUCAUGUCUGACUUAGACUUGUAUGUGGUUGCUUCGCCAAAAUGCAUGAAUUGGAGACUUGUGAAAAGCCAACAGCGAAACAAAGAAAUUUCUUGAACAUCGACUAAAGGUUUUCUGUCUCAACUUCAGCAAAAGAAAAUGUAAGCACUUUUUACAUUAUUUGAAAAGCGCCUUAACUUUCCUCAAUUCUGCAGGAAAAAAGAAAACUGGAGAGAGAGGAGAAUAAAAAAGCAAGAGCAGAAGCGAGAGCGAAAGCAAAAUCCGAACGUAAAAAGUUAAAAGAAGUUUCCAAGGAACGGACAAGUUCCGCGGCGGAGAAGGCAUCAUCCUUUGCUGUGUCUAGACCAGACAUUGCAACAAGCAAGUCUCUAUCUGUUGCUUCUGUAUCCAGUGUGGAAGUUGUUUAUCAACAAGGACUCGCGGGAACAGGACAGCCUUUCGUAGAAUAUCCACAACUGGAUUUAGAAUUUUAUGCGUUGUUCGCGUUGGGUUCUCCCAUAGGAAUGUUUUUGACAGUGAGGUGAGAAAGGUCCUCUACCGUAGGUAACCUGCGAGGAAGCUCUCAUUACUCAUUAUUUAGAGCUGCAGGACGCACGAUUCUCCGCUUGCGCAAAGAUUUGAGACGAGUCGGGGAGAGGUUUGCCGCGGGUCUGGUUCUAAUAAUCAUCAGUGCCAGACCCCUUGCAGACCUCUCACCGGCUCGCGUUCCUCAAGGCAUCAUACCUUCCCGUAGGCUUUCUUCGUGCCGAAGUGCUGAUAAUGAGGGCCUGCUCCAAGGCUACCGCCGCCUAUUUCAACUACUGUCACCACGUUUAUUCAAAAUAAAUUUUAUCUCUGUAAGCAGAGGAAUAGUACAUCCCAGAAAAUCGUCACGUCACCCGCUGCUCUUUUCCCAGAGGGAAAUACUUUUAGUUUUCAUCGACACAAGGGAUCGCCAACAGUGCAAAUUCAUAAGCCCCACAGACCUCUCGCGGAAAAAUGAGGCUAACGAGUAUCAGCGUUUAUGUACCAAGCUGUGAUUGCUCUAAUUUGUUUUUUAAAUUCACCUUCAAUAAAUUGUUACAUUUGAUUUUAUAGACCGUCAGGACAGAUUAUCGAUAACACUAAUGAUAAACUGAUGAUAUCAUCAGCACAGCUGUUAUUUCUAAAUUGACGAAUUGAUUCUCCUACAGAGGUGUGGAUGAAAUCGGCCAGGACUUUCAGCUGCCCACAUGUCCACGUCUCUUCAACAUUUUUCAUCCGUUUGAUCCUGUGGUAAGCUCAACGAAUUGUAAUUCAUCUCUCUUGGUAGAGCAGUUUUCAAUUGAGUGUCAAAAAUUUAAAACCAAAGUAAUCACAGCGACCAAUCAGAUUAAAGGUGAAAGUCGUCGAAAGCCAAUGAGAACUCGGCGUGAAAUUAGACAGAGUGCCUUGAAGCGCGGAAAAAUGCAAGCGACUUAAUCGCUGUUGGUUUUGGGUUUGCUUCCAAUUGUUUGAGAGGUUGGCACUAGUUUUUAGACUUUUUGGAGAGCGAAGUUUAGCAAAACCAAAUCCAUCCCGCAUUACUCAAGAGAAUUGCUGCGUCAAUCGCAUUCCUUUAGACUCUCUAGAAGGUACAGGUAAUUACUGGUCCUCAUUAUUGGCGCUUAGGUACUAGUACUCAAGCCUGAAGCAACGCAAGCCGGCAAGAGGUCUGCAAAAAGUCUGACACUGACAGUAGUGCCAGACUCCUGGCUAACCUCUCCCCGACUCGUCUCAUAUCUUUCGGCGGGCGGAAAAACGCUUACCUGCAGCGCUUAUAAUGGGGACUAUCUCGCACGCUAUGCGGGCCUAACCACUUAACCAACAUUUCUCCAUUGCAGGCAUACCGAAUCGAACCUUUAGUGAAUCCUUCUGUUCGAGCCGACCCUGUUUUGAUGCCACACCACAAGGGAAGGAAACGAAUGCAUCUGGGUAAUGUUACUCUUCUUUGCUUUCUUUUCGGAAAACCGUAGAAAAAAUCUCUAACAACAUCUAACAAUCUUUAUUUUGUCAAUUUGGCGGGCAGAUAGCUAAAUGCUAAUCUUGGUGGGCUAGUCUAUAAAAGAGAGACACCUAAAUAACAGUCAUUGAUAAUUUUAGUUAUUUAAAAAUAGUCGGGUAAAAAAUCACUAUUAUUAUAAAUGAUGAAAUAAUAAAAAGGGAGAACGACUCAGUGGAAGACAACUGAAGAUAGAAAGUGUUAUCUAUUACUCAAAAAAAAUGAACUUUUGGAGUGAUCUCGUGUAUUUCAUGAGAGAAAUUUUGUUUGGUAAUUUUGAUAAGCUACACGGGAGUUUAGCACACAGCUUAACUGCAGUUUUUUUUUCCAAUUUUUUUAGAACUCCGCGAGAAUCUAUCACGACUGGGCGCUAAUCUAAAGCAGAGUCUCAUUGAUUCUGCACGUAAAACGUGGGAAUCACUCAAUGAAUUUGCACGAGCUCACUCAUCUCAAGGCCCUGACGAACAAGACUCUGUUGUGGAGGAAGCUACUGAAGUCACAGGUGAGCGGUUAUGUAAUCGAUAAGUGUCAAGAGGAUAUGCAGUGAUUUACUGUUGUUGGGGGUUUAGCUGCGUGCGUUUUCUUCCCAAUAUAAAGCUAAUUGAGAAUUUGUCUCAAUGAUUAUUUUGAUGUUAUUAACCACUCAAAAUAAGGUCUAAAGUUUGAGACACAAUUUUCAGCAAACACUUUAGAGCAGUAUCUUCUUCGGGGCUAUUUGUCAACUCCAUUUUCUGAUGGUGUCUUUUUCGCAUUAUUUAUACUUGUUAUUGGUUCUUAUAGCUUUCUGUUGGACUCAAUAUGUUACUGGUUUUUUAAUAUCCUAAGAAUUAAAAUCCAAACUUAUUGCAAUUUUCUUUUUUAUGUCUCCUUCAGAGUCUCUUCCCGAUCACCCAGGACAAGUGGUCGAAGUAGGACGACUAAACGGUGGUCAGCGGAUAGAUUACGUACUUCAAGAGAAACCAAUAGAAAGUCUGAAUGAAUAUCUGUUCGCACUUGGCAGUCACGUGUGUUACUGGUGAGUCAUGUUAGCUCCUUCGUUUUUAGGCUUGCUGGAAUGAAAAUAAGCGAAUUAAAUGUUCUUUCGUAGUUUGAAUUGUUCUGUUUCUGGCCUUUUCUUAUGAUGUUCCUUCUAUAAAUGUUUUUUAGUUUAGCAACGGAAGUUUGUAAAAACAGCUUUUAAAAAGGCGAGUUUUUCCUUCAGAUUGUUUCUCAAGGGAGGUUCAAGCCUCAAAUCUUAAGCCUCAGUUCCAUGCACUAGGCCUAGUCUCCCUGGCUCCCUGCCAAACAUAUCGAACGUUGGUCAUCUCCUUGACUCUUCCGAUUCUUCCCCGGUACACACCGACGGAAAAAGAGAGACAGGACGUGGAAACGAUUUAACAAGUAAAUGAUGAUAUUUUUUUGUUUCUCACAGGUUGUCAGAGGAUACAGCUCUUUUUAUGUUAAAAGAAAUCUAUAGAAAUUAAUAACAAGAUGACAUUUAGCUGAUGGAGACUGAAAGAUCUUGUUUUGUCAACCAUGCUACUGAACGAGGGAUGAUUUAGGACGUGCUUGGAGAUACCAAACACAUCACAUGUGAAGUUGCUAUGAUCGCAGAUUUCAACAGCUUAGUCAAUGCCCAUUAAACUCUUUGAAAAGUAAUUUCAAAUUUUGACUUAAAUCGUCGAUGUUUACUUCCGCCAAGAUACUUACGGGCGUAAAAUGCGUACCUCUACUAUAAACAUUCAUUACUUCUGAACUCAAGAAUAUUCAAGGAACAUUUAUGGCGGGUGAAUUGUCUCAAAGGAAAACGUACGCAAGAACAAAGAAGAACGUCAGUCAUCGGUAAAACCCCCCUGGCCGGUUUGUAUGUACACUGUAGGCUGGUUUCAAGCAAAAGUGGAAGUACUUCGCGGGGGAUUUUCAUCUGUACAAAAAUUUAUGAGACACAAAUUAAUGUUUAAUAGAAUAUGCUUUCAAAUUAUUUUUCGGAAAAUGUCGGUGAUCCUGGUCAAUAAAAAUUCAGAAAAAAAAAAUGUAGAUUAUUUGAAUUUGUAGAAUAAGCUGAAUCAUACAUUUUGAUUGGUUCGUCCCAUUGGAGGGAAGGCGCAAAAAUGACAACACUAUCAACAAUCAGUGACACACUCGGCUGUACCACGUGUGCCACUUUCUUGUUCUUACCACGUUUUGACGUCAUCUGU
Pocillopora meandrina is the source of this 11883-nucleotide messenger RNA. The record is from the annotation of a GenBank genome assembly. NCBI's taxonomy places the organism in Eukaryota, Metazoa, Cnidaria, Anthozoa, Scleractinia, Pocilloporidae.